This is a messenger RNA of Megalops cyprinoides (Indo-Pacific tarpon), 1366 nucleotides long. RefSeq names its product guanine deaminase (gene gda). Gene Ontology annotation, cellular component: cytosol. The record is from RefSeq and is a predicted model, not a curated record. Lineage: Eukaryota; Metazoa; Chordata; Actinopteri; Elopiformes; Megalopidae. Gene Ontology annotation, biological process: guanine catabolic process. The transcript is spliced from 14 exons. Bases 1 to 1359 code for a protein of 452 amino acids. Gene Ontology annotation, molecular function: guanine deaminase activity; zinc ion binding.
AUGAUGAGCGCGCAAGAGCCUCCCGCAGAAAUCGCUCGAGUCUUCAGGGGAACUUUCGUACACUCGACACAAUAUGCAGCUGUAGAAAUUCUCGAAGAUACGGUUCUGGGAGUCGAUAUAGAGGGAAAGAUUGCCUUUAUAGCGAGAGCAGAGGAAGUGGCCAGGCUCUCCGAAAUACGGGGAUUCAAAAUAUCCGAUGUGAAGCACCUGGGAAAACACAGGUUCUUCAUGCCUGGCUUGGUGGACACACACAUCCACGCCUCUCAGUACAGCUACACGGGCACUGCCCUCGACCUGCCCCUGCUCCAGUGGCUCAACACCUACACCUUCCCCGUCGAAGCCAACUACAAGGACCUGGACUUCUCCCAGGAUGUGUACACCAAAGUUGUGAAAAGAACUCUGAAAAAUGGCACCACCACUGCCUGCUACUUUGCCACUAUCUACACAGACUCCACCCUGCUACUGGGAGAAAUAGCAGAUAAGUUUGGACAGCGUGCCCUUGUGGGCAAGGUGUGCAUGGACGUCAACAAUGCCGUGCAGUGCUACAAAGAAACUGCAUGUGAUUCGACGAAGGAGACCAACCGGUUCAUCGGGGCACUUCUGAAAAGAAAGUACCCACUGGUGCGGCCUGUUGUAACCCCCCGCUUUGCGCCCUCCUGCUCCUCCACGCUGCUCAGCCACCUGGGAGAGAUUGCCAAGAACAACGACCUCCACAUUCAGAGUCACAUCAGCGAGACCAGAGAGGAGGUCACCCUGGUCCAGGAGCUGUUCCCAGACUCCGAGUCCUACGCAGACGUCUACCUCAAACACAACCUCCUCACCGACAAGACCGUGAUGGCCCAUGCUUGUCACCUCGGUGAUUCGGAGCUGACGCUGUUCAGGGAAACAGGAGCUGCGAUCUCUCACUGCCCUAACUCCAACAUCUCGCUGUGCAGCGGAAUGCUCGAUGUUCGCAGAGUUCUGAGGCACAACGUGAAGCUAGGUCUGGGCACAGACGUCGCCGGUGGGUAUUCCCCUUCCAUGCUGGACGCCAUCAGACGAACGCUUGACACCUCCAAAGCUCUGACAAUCCAAGACCCCCAGUAUGAAACGCUCACCUUCGAGGAAGCAUUCAGACUAGCUACUCUGGGAGGAAGCCAAGCGCUCUCCCUUGAUGACCGCACUGGGAAUUUCCAGGUGGGAAAGGAUUUUGAUGCAUUGCUGGUUGACCCCUCUGUCCCAGAUGGCCCAUUUGAUGUGUUCCCAAAAGAGGAUACCAAGGUCAUUCUGGAGAAGUUCCUGAAUUUGGGUGAUGACCGGAACAUCGUGGAGGUGUAUGUUGCAGGGAGAAGAGUCGUACCAUUUCAGGAGGCCAUGUAGUUACCAG